CAUUGUUCUCGGCUACCUGGACAAUAUAGUGACCCUCGUGAUCGCUUUGUUUAUUUCGACCAACUAAGUAGACCUACAACAUCAAAUAGUCAAUGAGUUCUUGUGUAGUUAAAACACGGACACAUUGAUGUAGUAAAACUACUACAGACCUACUACUAGUGUAAACCUGCUUGUUACUUAAAAGGAUUUUUUUUUUUUUUUGCUGGUGUCAACUUGAGGCUGAACUACAUCUUCAGUCAGCUGUUUAAAUUAUUGUUUUGUUGUUUGUUUUUUUCGGAUUGACAAACAAUAUGUAUGUUUUAGUGUGAUUUAAUGAUAUUUACACUAUGUGAAGGAGAUUAGUUAAUCCGAAGAUGUCAACAAAAUCUUCGCUUUGAAAUUCCCUAACUUUUUUGGUAGUGUGCGCCGCACUGUGGGGAAAAAAAUGAGUGCUGGAAACAACCGGACGAUCGACUCCACAUCCUCCAGCCACGCCGCGGGGCAUCCCGUGGUCAGCCAGCCUCUCGAUGUGUCAACGACCACCUGGUUCUCGACGUUGGAAUCCCAAGUAGGUAUGGAGCAACAGCAGCAGAAUCAGCAGACCAGACUGGGGCCCAAUUCCAGAAACUGGAGUUCAGGACUCUGUGACUGCACUGAAGACAGAAAAAUAUGCUGCAACGGAUUUUGGUGUCUCCCGUGUCUAGCAUGCCAGGUGUCUCAAGACAUGGGCGAAUCCUUUUGUUUACCCUGCUGUGUGCCGUGCGCUUAUCUGUAUGUCCUUAGAACGAAGAUUCGGAUGGAACAGAACAUCACAGGGAGCACCAUGGAUGAUUGCUGCCCAGUUUGCUGUUGUCCUUCAUGCACGCUGUGCCAACUGGCCAGAGAGCUGAAAUAUACCCAGCGGAGUGAUAUGAUGAUGACCAGCUGGAGACCAAGGCAUGCACACAGUGACGACAGACAAGACAUGAACGUGUAGAGAGACCCACCAUUUGUAUGUUCCGAGAGUGCAGAAAAAAAAAUUGAAGAAACAAGACAAAAAUUAGGAACAUCUUUCACGGGUGUGCUUAUGGCAAUCACUAUUAACACGGUGUGCUAAUGUCAAUCACUAUUAACACGGUGUGCUAAUGUCAAUCACUAUUAACACGGUGUGCUAAUGGCAGUCACUAUUAACACGGUGUGCUAGUGGCAAUCACUAUUAACACGGUGUGCUAAUGGCAGUCACUAUUAACACGGUGUGCUAAUGGCAGUCACUAUUAACACGGUGUGCUAAUGGCAAUCACUAUUAACACGGUGUGCUAAUGGCAAUCACUAUUAACACGGUGUGCUAAUGUCAAUCACUAUUAACACGGUGUGCUAAUGGCAGUCACUAUUAACACGGUGUGCUAAUGUCAAUCACUAUUAACACGGUGUGCUAAUGGCAAUCACUAUUAACAUGGCGUGCUAAUGGCAGACACUAUUAACACGGCGUGCUAGUGGCAAUCACUAUUAACACGGUGUGCUAAUGUCAAUCACUAUUAACACGGUGUGCUAAUGUCAAUCACUAUUAACACGGUGUGCUAAUGGCAAUCACUAUUAACACGGUGUGCUAAUGGCAGUCACUAUUAACACGGUGUGCUAGUGGCAAUCACUAUUAACACGGUGUGCUAAUGGCAGUCACUAUUAACACGGUGUGCUAAUGGCAGUCACUAUUAACACGGUGUGCUAAUGGCAAUCACUAUUAACACGGUGUGCUAAUGGCAGUCACUAUUAACACGGUGUGCUAGUGGCAAUCACUAUUAACACGGUGUGCUAAUGGCAGUCACUAUUAACACGGUGUGCUAAUGGCAGUCACUAUUAACACGGUGUGCUAGUGGCAAUCACUAUUAACACGGUGUGCUAAUGGCAGUCACUAUUAACACGGUGUGCUAAUGGCAGUCACUAUUAACACGGUGUGCUAAUGGCAAUCACUAUUAACACGGUGUGCUAAUGGCAAUCACUAUUAACACGGUGUGCUAAUGUCAAUCACUAUUAACACGGUGUGCUAAUGGCAAUCACUAUUAACACGGUGUGCUAAUGUCAAUCACUAUUAACACGGUGUGCUAAUGUCAAUCACUAUUAACACGGUGUGCUAAUGGCAGUCACUAUUAACACGGUGUGCUAAUGUCAAUCACUAUUAACACGGUGUGCUAAUGGCAAUCACUAUUAACAUGGCGUGCUAAUGGCAGACACUAUUAACACGGCGUGCUAGUGGCAAUCACUAUUAACACGGUGUGCUAAUGUCAAUCACUAUUAACACGGUGUGCUAAUGUCAAUCACUAUUAACACGGUGUGCUAAUGGCAAUCACUAUUAACACGGUGUGCUAAUGGCAGUCACUAUUAACACGGUGUGCUAGUGGCAAUCACUAUUAACACGGUGUGCUAAUGGCAGUCACUAUUAACACGGUGUGCUAAUGGCAGUCACUAUUAACACGGUGUGCUAAUGGCAAUCACUAUUAACACGGUGUGCUAAUGGCAAUCACUAUUAACACGGUGUGCUAAUGUCAAUCACUAUUAACAC
Messenger RNA from Biomphalaria glabrata, 2515 nucleotides. Its product is annotated as cornifelin homolog. Bases 425 to 955 code for a protein of 176 amino acids. The record is from RefSeq and is a predicted model, not a curated record. The transcript is spliced from 4 exons. Lineage: Eukaryota; Metazoa; Mollusca; Gastropoda; Planorbidae.